Molecule: messenger RNA, 2312 nt
Organism: Myzus persicae (green peach aphid)
Lineage: Eukaryota; Metazoa; Arthropoda; Insecta; Hemiptera; Aphididae
Product: dynein gamma chain, flagellar outer arm-like
Exons: 13
Coding region: 105-2312 (735 amino acids)
Source: RefSeq, a predicted model, not a curated record
AUAAAAUAUAGACUGUAGUAGUGUAGUGUUGUUGUGCUUACUAUGCAGCACUAGUCUAUUCUUCUAUUUUUCUAUUCGAUGAUCAUUGUGUCAAUUGUGGCAAUAUGACUGAACAGGAGGAUAAAAUGGAUGCAUCUACGGUUAAAAAACUCGUGAAUCGUAUUAAGGCUUGUACAUUUCUCCCAUACUUGAAUAAAUGUGAUUGGUCCACUGACGUAAUAUCAAGCAUAGAGGAGUUCGUUAGCACGGAUCGGCAAAUGAUUUGUUUGUUUUAUGAAAACAAUAUACUUAAAGCCACGUUUUGCAUACCCAAUGCUCGUACGGAUUCUAUAAUGUGGUUUCUUAAGACAACCGACAGCGAACACACAAACCUGAACAACUCAAAUUUCUUAAAAAUGAUUUCAUUCGGAAAAAUGGACACACAAGUGGAGAAAACAAUGUUCUUGUUAUUGGACUCUUUGUAUUCUCCCUUUAUAUUUUCUUGGUCAUCUAGUGAAAAAGAUCAAUUUUUCGAACAAUACAGAGCCGUUAUUCAAGAACUAUGUUCAUUGAGAUACAAGUUUUUAGGAAUGCCUAGUAUCUACAUCCCAACAAUUGUUGGAAAAUUUGAUGAAACUUUAAAAAGUGUUAGCGAAGAAACUCUCAAAGUACUAGAAAAUAUCUUAAACGUAUAUACUUUGGAAAUUCAAAAAUGCUUAAUGGACACUGAAAGAGUACCAACUAGAUGUGAAUAUAUGAUGGAACAUAUUAUUGAUGAGAUAGGUUAUUGGAAAACUAGACUUACAAAUUUAAGAUUCAUAACUACUCUAUUAAGUUAUAAGAGUGUUGAAGAAAUUCUCACAAUAUUGAAGCAGCAUCAAUCGAUUCUUGUCCAUUCUUUCAACAAUGCUAUAGAUGAAAUUAAGGCAGCCAAAGUAGAAGCAAAAUCCAAUCUAAAUUACUUACAAAUCUUAUGGGAUCCCGUUAUAAGCUUAUAUGAUGUACAAUCACCGAAUGACGUAUUAACAAGAUUGCCGGACAUUUUUGUUAAGUUUAUUUUUAUUUUUGAAGAAUCGGAGUAUUACAAUAAAUGGUCCGACAUAAGUCGUUUGUUCGAAUAUCUGGGAAAUCAAAUCGUGUUCAUUUGCCGAAAAACCAUAAAAAUGUCGGAACUAUUCUCUGGAAAUACGGAAAGUGUUUUGAAUAAACUGCAAGUUUCGAUGAAUUGUUGUAAAAAUUAUAUUUCAAUAUAUACAAAAGACACUGGUCAGUGGAAACUAAAGACGUGCAUAUGUUUUUGGAUCGCUGCAGAGAUAAUAAACAGAAAUCACCCAAUACCAAAACCAAAAUUUUCAUUUACUAAAGGAUUGGAGUUCGAAAAAGUCAUGGAAUCCAUAGAAUUAAAAUUCAACAAAUUGAUAAACAAUCUGGAGAAUGUUCAAAACUUAAUAUUCAACGUAAAUACCACUGAUUGGUAUCAACACGAACUCGAAUUCAAAAACGAAGUGAAAGAAUUAUGCAACAUCGUUGAACAGCUGUUAAAUGAUGCGUUGAGUCUUACAUGUAACAUCGAAGAAGCUCUGAAUGUUCUACAGAGCUUGCAUUAUUUUUCUAGUUGGCCACAGUUGAAUGGCCACUUUCAGAAGAAAACAAACGACGUCUACGCCAUGUUGAUCGACGAUAUAUCAUUAGCUAUGCAAUUUUACACUGACAAUAGUUACCAAAUACCGUCCUUUAUGAUCCAGUAUUCAGGUGUCUGCAUAACCGCGAUGACCGAAUACAAAAGAAUCGAAACGCUAAAAAAUAUGAUAUCAGAGCGUCCUUGGUUAUUACCGUGUUCAAAUAUUAAAAAACUUCAUGAGCUAUACAAGAGUUAUACAAUUGCCUAUCAAGAUCUAAUUAAUAAUACGAUUGAAUCAUGGAAUAAUCAAUCGAAUAUAAACUAUGAGAAAAAACUUGAGAAAUAUAUUUUAGUAGGAAACCAAAAUGAUCAAUUCUGGCAUUUGACGGUUAACUUGGACUGUGAUGUAUUUGAACUGUUAACUGAAAUUGAGUAUUGGUCGUUAGUUGGCUUCAAAAAUAUACUGACAACAAAUAACAUAGUUACAAACGCAACGAAAAUAAUGCGACUACACCGAAAUACAUCAAAAAUCGUUAAUGACUACAAUACUCUCAUAGCUGGUUUAUCCGAGCAUGAAAUGCUAUUAUUUAGCGAAUCAAUAGAGGUAUGCAAUAAAAUUACAUCACCAAUGAUUCAAUGCUAUACUUGGAAACGAUUAGACAUUGACAACUAUUUAAUUGAUUGUUAUGAUGAAUUAGAAUCGGUAAAGUAA